AUGCAGGAUCCAAACAUGGACCCCGCCUAUUUUGUGGUGAGCUUGGGGCAAAACGAGAUCACUAUGCACGGGCACUGCAAAGACGUGGACGUGGAAGACGGCUUGGAGCGGGGCAUUGGCCACGGCAGGCGCUACGUAGGGUCCCAGGACCACCUCUUGAACGGCACAGCGCUGCUGGAUGCGCGCACGGCCCAUGGCAACGUCAAGGACUUGGGGAGGCAUUUGGGCAGACAGCGGCGGCAUGGGACAGUCGCGGAUCACAUCCGUGCUGGGGUGGGGGACGAGGAGGACGUGUCCUUUGGAAAGGUGGGCUGGCUGGGAGCAGGCCGGCGACACUUUCAACAGGAGGAGAAUAUCGUCAAUGGGGUGUCGGAGGACCAGGUGACACCAGCCCGGCGUACUCUCGGAGUACGCCGUGACCAUGUGCAAGGCGGAAGCGGGGCUGACACGCCGCCGGCUAGCGAAGUCCUGCACGGCCACGCUCGAGAGGCGGCCUUUCAGGAGGGCUUGGAGCGCUACAUCGGCCACGGCCGGCGUCACCGCCCAGAGUGGACACAGCAGGACCAGAUCUUCCCAACGGAGCCUCCCGCCUUCUCUCCAGGGCCCCGGCGCCCGGUGGGAGGGCCGGACCACAUCGUGCCGGGCUUCGGACAGGCCACUUGCGCGGAGGACACCCGGUCUGAACAGGGGAAGCGACACUUCGGGGCGAAGGGUCACAUCAGCAGCGGCUGCUCAGUGAUGGCUGCGGAUGGAAAGGAGGACUACGUGCAGGGCCUUCCCCGCAGCAUCGGUCAGGGCAAGCAGCGCAUUGGCGAGAAGGAUCACCUGCUUGGAGCGCUCAGCCGGGCGGAGGAUUGCCCGGGUCAACAUGGGCAUCAGAGGGACGACGAUUUCCAGGAUGGCCUCGAGCGGGGCAUCGGCCAUGGGAAGUGCCGCGCCCCGCAACUGGUGGGCACGGUCAGACGGGACGCGGCGCGCGGCGUGGGCAACGAGUACUUCCCCUGGUCAACAUAUGAUGUUGACGCCAAGAAGAAGGAGAAGCCCAGCCCGAACAAGGUGCUGCUGAAAGCGCAACAGGUGUCCCUCAGUGAGCCCGCCUAUGUGAAGAGUGGCCUCGAGCCGAUCCAAGAGGACGUGGAGGACUGCGCGAGCAUCACGCCACCGCCGGGCCUCGAGAAGCCAGAAGACGAUGACUUCUCCGACAGUCUGUGGAGCCGUUCCACGACCGGCGGCAGUGCUUUUGACUCGCCGACCGAGGACGAGGACAGCCCCGUGAGUGCCUACACACUUGCGCAGCUGUCUUCCUUGCAGUACCGAGAACAAGAUCUCGCUGCCUACUACAACAUGAUCGCAGCUGCUCUCUGCCAGGACAUGCCGCAGCAGACUUGGGCGCAGCCGCCCGUUCGCAACUUCUGCCCUUGGUGCGGGUGCAAGCGCUCGACCAACUACACGUUUUGCCCGAACUGCGGCAACAAGCUCGAUGCGUAG
Messenger RNA from Effrenium voratum, 1488 nucleotides. The record is from the annotation of a GenBank genome assembly. Lineage: Eukaryota; Dinophyceae; Suessiales; Symbiodiniaceae.